Molecule: messenger RNA, 1372 nt
Organism: Harmonia axyridis
Lineage: Eukaryota; Metazoa; Arthropoda; Insecta; Coleoptera; Coccinellidae
Gene: mRpL37
Product: 39S ribosomal protein L37, mitochondrial
Exons: 5
Coding region: 123-1340 (405 amino acids)
Biological process (GO): translation
Cellular component (GO): ribosome; mitochondrion
Molecular function (GO): structural constituent of ribosome
Source: RefSeq, a predicted model, not a curated record
GUAUUUCUAUGCUUCUGGAUCCAACCAAAAAGUUGUUUGAAGGAAGAUGGAAAUAUUUUGUGGAUAAUAAGGAAAAUAUCUAUUUCACAUUCGAAUAAAAUCAAGAAAACUAAUAUCUUAAAAUGAAGUUAGGGGUAAUUUUAUUCAAACAACAUAUAGGAAAACAUUUUAAGAAACAUUGGGCUAUACAAGGCCGGAAAAAAAUUCUUAACACACCAGCCGAGAAAAUUCUUCUGAAAAAUGGUAUCACAAUUCACAAACCUGAAGAUUUCUUCGAAAAAAGAAAAUCUGAGAAAGUUAAAAUUGUUGGCAUGAAGCCUGUACCCAUAAAAUUUAACAAAACUCAUGCUAAUUGGCACGAUAAGGUUCUCUUCACCUGUAAUGACAAUAAUGUUCUUCUAGAAGGCCUUCAGCAAGCACAAGUUCUUACUAGAAGUGUAAGGAUAGAAGAGGGUCUCCCAUCAAGUUAUGUUACUAAUCCAUUAUCUAAAGAAAUCAAUAGUAAGGUGAAAAAUAUAAUAUUAAACUCCCAUGUAUUUGAUGCAGAACAACAAAAAUUACCCAAAAUUAAAGAUCCUGAAAGGCCGGCUUGGAAUUUUCCAAGAGUGUAUGGUAUCACUCAAAAUAGAAGAAAUAAAUUAAUCACAUCGAAAUUGUUGAAUCUAUUAGAGACACAAGAAGAAUAUGAUAUUGUUAAAGACCGUUUUAUAUUGAAUGAUUUAUAUUUUUCAUUUCCCUUUAUGAAGGAAGAUAAUUUGAUACAGUUCAGAAUGACUGGAGAUACAGUGUUGGUUUCGCGGAAACCUUUGUCGUCAGUUACAGAUGAACCAACUCAAGAUCAUGAACUUCCAAAUUUGCAUCCAAUUCACUAUACUGCUACAUUAAAAGAGGAAAACAUAUAUGAGUUGCAAAAUAUAUAUCCCAUAAGGAAAGAAAUAAAUGUUAGUCAUCCUCAUACAGUAUUCAUCCAUUUUGAUGAAACCAUGGUCAACAAUUUGUUUGAAGAAGAAGUUACUGAAACCCAAAUUCAUGGUCGCUCACUUCUAAAGACUUUUACUGUAGCAGCAUCAUAUGCAAAACAACGAUUUGGUGAUGAUGUUAAAGAAUUGCCAACUCCUGUUACUGUACAAUGUGUUCAUACUGAUGGCAGAUUAUUCCAGUUUGGUGUUUUACAAGUGAAUACAUUAAAUUUAGAAGAUAGUCAAGUGAAAAAUAUUUGGUAUCAAACAGAACGUUUGCCUCUAUUUGAAGUGUGCAAGUAUGAUGAUGGGAAACCUUUAUUAAAAGGAUAUAAUGACCAAGUAGUGAAAAAUUUGUUUAGUUUUUAUAAUAAACAUUGAUUGUUGAUGAAUUAAACAGUUAGGUAAACCAA